Ahaetulla prasina is the source of this 2816-nucleotide messenger RNA. It is a transcript of the gene USP18, whose product is annotated as ubiquitin specific peptidase 18. The transcript has 12 exons. The coding region runs from base 124 to 1419 and encodes 431 amino acids. Gene Ontology annotation, biological process: protein deubiquitination. The record is from RefSeq and is a predicted model, not a curated record. Gene Ontology annotation, cellular component: nucleus; cytosol. Gene Ontology annotation, molecular function: cysteine-type deubiquitinase activity; cysteine-type endopeptidase activity. NCBI's taxonomy places the organism in Eukaryota, Metazoa, Chordata, Lepidosauria, Squamata, Colubridae.
CUUCGGCCGCAGGAAAGCAAAACUCAGCGGCGGGGCGGGGACAACGGCUGGUUGAAAAGGACGCGGGGAAGACGCUCGGCGGCUGAUCGCGAAGGAGAGAAGCCGGGACGAUCUGCAGACCCGAUGCCUGCGAAAAAAAAAGCACUCGGUCAUCUAAGGAAAGUUGUAGAACAGAGGUGGAGAACGAUUCAUGAUUUGUGGACUUCAACUCUAGAAUUCCUGAGCCAGCUAUUGUUCCCCAUCCCUAUUGUAGAAGAUUGCUGGCAAACCUUCAUGGGUCAGAAAUCUGGGCAUCCCAAGGAAAAAAGAUCUCCCAAGUUGUAUGGUUAUCAGAUUUUAGCACCAGAAGAACACGAAGAAAGCAACGAGAAAGAAAACAACAAGGAUUUGGAAAAGAUUAGCAAGCAGUUUGAUGAACUCCUUGGAAUGGCAGACUCAAGAAAUGGUGCUGUUGGCUUAUAUAACAUUGGAUUGAACUGCUGCGUCAACUCAUUGCUUCAAAGCUUCUUAAUGAACAGAUACUUUACUUCGAUACUCCGGAGGAUCAAUGUACCAUUUGGAACAGCAGAACGGAAGGCCAGUGUCCCUUAUCAAAUGCUUCUGCUGUUGGAAAGUAUGCAGCGGGCCAAGGGGAAGUCCGUGCACCCUUUCGACUUUAUCUACUGCCUUUCUCAUCAUGGUGUGAGAUUGUUUGUUCUCCACGAUGCUUCGGAAAUCUAUUACAAAAUCUGGAACCUACUUAAAAGCCAAAUCACAAACACAGACCUGGUUGAAAGAUUGACUGAUCUGUAUACCAUCCGUUUGCAAGAGUUCCUGCUGUGCCAGAAAUGUUUUCAUGAAAUAAAGAUAGACAAUAACCAGCUAAUGCUUCAUCUUCCAAUGUUUGAUUUUGAUUCUCAUAUGAUUCUUAACUUGGAAAAUUCACUCCGCUGCUUUUUCAGACCAGAGCAAUUAACUAAAGAAAAUAUGUGUCACUGUCAGAAGUGUAACGAGAAAACAUCAUGUCUGAAGAGGACGAAAAUAAUGUGUUUGCCACACGUGUUGACGCUGCAUCUCGUUCGCUUCCGUUCCAAAGAUGGCAACAGAACUAAGAAAGUCACACAUAGCUUGGCUUUCCCACCAGAGCUGGAUUUCAGCCAGAUCUUGACACUGGAACAGUAUCAACCAGAUGCUAAAAAGAAGAGUGAUGGGUUGUAUCAGCUCUUUGCAGUGAUUGCCCAUGCGGGACCAGCUGACUUUGGUCAUUAUUGUGCCUAUAUCUGGAGUCUCACCGAAAACAAGUGGUAUUGCUUCAACGAUUCCAGUGUUUGUGAGGUAUCCUGGGAUGAUAUCAAAUGUACCUAUGGAAGGCAGUCUCUCUGUUGGGGUGAAACUGCCUACCUUCUGGUUUACAUGAGAAAAAAUAGCACAUCGCUCUGAAUGGAAAUGGAGACUUGCGGUAACUGGGAAAGCUCCCAUUCACACUUCCCAAAUAAACAGAACCCAGCAAGUUGAACCCAUGUCCAAACGCACUUUAAGCCCUCAAGAAAAUGAAGCAAAAGAAGGAAUCUCUUUCCAAAUAGUUCUGGAAGGCUUCCCAUGACUCCUCCUUUGGGGGGUGGGGCCCUCUUUCAAUCUACAGUGAUCACAGUUUAUUAAUUGGCAUAGGAAUAAGUUAGCAUUUCUGCGCAAGAGUAAUAUAUAUAUGUGAGUCUGUUCGAAAUGAAAUGAUAUACUUGGAAUUGCAUUCUGAGUAAUUUGCUUUCUCUUUAAGGGGACAUCAUUUUAUAUGAUGCUUAACUACCAGCAUUCCUCUUCCCUACAGUCCUAGGAAUUGUAAGAUGCUGCUGUUGAAAAAGAGAUUCUUAUAUCUGCUUAAAUUCUGGCACAUUGUAAAAUAGAAGAACAUUUGGAGCAUAUAUUUAUUAGAGCCAAGAGUUUGCAAUUUGCUAUAUAUUUCAACAUCAUUCAUAGUGUGAGGUCUUCUCCGCUCAUAUGAUUAGUGUGUUAAUUUGAGGUAUUUUAUGAUGUGUUUUAUUAUAGCCACUCGUGCAAGAAACUCCUUGGAAUGGGAAGUGAGUGAAAUGACACUAAAAAAAUGAAUGGUUAUUUGAUCUACUUCAGGUUUUCUUGGACAUGUUCAUAAGACUGACAAAUGAGUAAUGUGGUAUAAAGAUAACCAACUGGCUAGAACAGGGGUCUGCAAACUUGGCUCUUUUAAGACUUGUGGACUUCAGCAAAGCUGGCUGAGGAACUCUGGGAGCUGAAGUCCACAAGUCUUAAAAGAGCCAAGUUUGCAGACCCCUGGGCUAGAAAGUUACUGUACUUGGGUUGAUGAUGGAAUAAUAAUGAGUUGCUCUGGAUAGCAAGCAUAUAAAUUUAAUAAAUAAAAAUAAAAUAAGUUAUCAAAUUCUGACUUAAGAUAACAGGAUGUCUGUCUACAACACAUGUAUUUUACUUUAUUUCAGUUUGUAUGAAAAAUCUAGGAAUGCUUUAUAUAAGCCAAUUGUUUAUAAAUUAUCAGUAUCAUAAACGUCAUUGCUGUAUUUAUGAAUAAUGUUACAUUUUAAUUAUAUUUUCUUGCUUGGGAUUUAAAGUAUUCUAUGUCAUGAAGCAGUUAAAUAGUUGUUGGAUUACUGUUCUCUUCUUUGAAAGCUAAAAUGUCAUUUUAGGAAAAUGUGUCAGUUCUUACGUUAACAACUGGUGAGACUUUUAAUGGCACCAUUCUGAUUGAAUGGUGGAAAAUGUAAGGAUUUAUAUUCCUUGCUGUCAUUCUCUACCACUCAGUCAGAACUGAAAAAGCUUCUCGGAUGAGAAGUGAAAUGUCUUCAAGGAAA